Neocloeon triangulifer is the source of this 1800-nucleotide messenger RNA. RefSeq names its product facilitated trehalose transporter Tret1-2 homolog. Lineage: Eukaryota; Metazoa; Arthropoda; Insecta; Ephemeroptera; Baetidae. Gene Ontology annotation, cellular component: membrane. Gene Ontology annotation, molecular function: transmembrane transporter activity. The record is from RefSeq and is a predicted model, not a curated record. Gene Ontology annotation, biological process: transmembrane transport. The transcript has 8 exons. The coding region runs from base 251 to 1675 and encodes 474 amino acids.
CAUCACCACAAAACGAAACGACAAACACAGUCAUCUCUCUUUCUUUACACAAACGCAGAUGCCGAGCGCGUGUUGGAAAUUUUUUCUAGUCACCCUACUCGCAGCCAACUGCAUUAUUCGCAUUAAUUAAACAGUGGUCACAACGCUCGGCUUGUUGUGCGAAAAGAAUUUGUGCGUGUGUCACGGUCUGGCGCUCGGAACCGAAAGGAAGCAGAGAGCAUUUUUGCGAGUGUCUUCAGGGAACGCCAGCAUGACCAGGAGCGACGUCGAGAGGGCCCUGAAGACGCCGGCGGCCGGAUCCAAGACAUGGCAAGUGCUGGCAACCAUCAUAGCUACCAGCGCUCACUUUUCGUCCGGCUACGCGGUCGGAUUCCUCUCGCCGGCGAUUCCGCUCAUCCGCAAGCAGCACCUUCCUGACCUGACCGAAGAUCAGGAGGGCAACCUGGGCUCCCUGAUGCUCCUGUCAGGAACCCUGGUCAGCCCUUUGGCAGCCGUUUUGGCCGACAGUCGCAUCGGCCGCAAAGGCACUUGCAUCCUGACAGCCAUUCCGUUCAUCGUUUGCUUUUCUCUCAACAUUCUUUUUCCAUCUUCCAUCGUGGCUCAUUACUGCGCUCGAUUUUUCGUCGGAAUUUCUGCCGGCACUCUAACAAUAGUGUGCCCUUUGUAUAUUUCCGAGAUCUCAGAGCUCUCGAUUAGAGGUUCUCUCAACUCUCUGGUGGUGAUUAUGUUCAACUCUGGCCUCUUCGUUGCUUAUCUCGCAGGAAUCUGGAUUCACAGUUUUGUCCUGCUUUCCGUCCUCGGCCUGGCUCUCAUUUUGAUAUUCCUCACUGUGUGUUGGUUCAUGCCCGAGUCUCCAGAGUUUUUACUAAAACACGGCCACAAAGAGGCGGCCGUCCGCUCUUUAAGGAGACUCCGAGGCGCCAAAAUUGACCUCCAAGAGGAGAUGAAGUACAUGGAAAUCUCCAGAGCAGACAACACUGAAGAUGAUGAGUUAUCAACCUGGAGGAAAUUUGUCAAAGUUUUUGGCACCCCGUCGCUUCGGAAGGCAAUUUUCAUUCCGAUGAUUUUGAUGUUUUUCCAGCAAUUCGCCGGAAUUAUUGCUGUGAUCUCUUACACCUCAUCGAUUUUUUCUAUGGCUGGUUCAACUUUGGACCCAAAUGUGGCUGCCGCAGUGAUCGGCCUCAUCCAAUUGGUGGCCACUUUUGGGACAACGGCCGCCGUCGACCGACUGGGUAGGAGGCCCCUUCUGCUUACUUCCAGCAUCGUCACUGCCCUUUCGAUGGCAACCCUAGCCUUGUACUUCCACUUGAAGGCAAACGACGUGGAUUUGAGUUCGUUUGGUUUGGUGCCUUUGGUGGCCCUUGUCGGCUACAUCUGCUUUUUCUCCCUUGGCCUUGGUCCGGUUCCGUGGGUCAUCCUGGGCGAGAUUUUCACCCCCGACGUCAAAACCCUGUGCACCACCAUUGCGAGCAUGUGGGUGUGGGGGCUGUGCACAAUUGUGGCCAAAAUUUUCCCCACCCUGGUGGCGGCCCUGGGCAUCCACUGGGUCAUGUGGGCCUUCAGUCUGGGCUGCGUCCUCGCCCUCGUUGCUUCCUGCUUCACCCCCGAAACAAAGGGCAAAUCCCCGUCUCAAAUACAAGAAAUGUUGGCACCUAAGCGAGGGCGCAAAGGUUGAAUUAAGAAACUAUAUUUUGAAGAUUUCCACGCAUAAAUUUUGUGCUGGGCCCUGCCAGAUCCUUGACACUCUCUCCCACCUGUAUAAAUUUGAUUUGAAUAAAAUUUCUCGUGCCUUAUUUUAAU